This is a messenger RNA of Prunus avium (sweet cherry), 1076 nucleotides long. RefSeq names its product derlin-1.1. NCBI's taxonomy places the organism in Eukaryota, Viridiplantae, Streptophyta, Magnoliopsida, Rosales, Rosaceae. The record is from RefSeq and is a predicted model, not a curated record.
CCAAAGUCUCUUCUUUGGAGUUUUCAAUACGUCCGGCUUAACAAAUGAUUCAGAGAAUACAUAUUACAUAUAAAGCUGUAUUAAUUGGUUGCUCACUUAGUUUCCAGCUCCUCUUCUUUCAUUGCAAUGUCUACACCAGCGGAAUACUAUCGAUCGCUGCCACCGGUGAGCAAGACCUAUGGAGUUGCCUGCUUUAUGACUGCAGCUGCCUUGUACUUGCAACUUUAUUAUCCUCGGAACAUUGCGCUUGAUUAUGGCCUCGUCAUAAAACGUUUCCAGGUUUGGAGGCUUAUUACCAAUUUCUUCUUCCUGGGGCCCUUCUCAUUCCCGUUUGCGUUUCGUCUUAUAAUAAUAGCAAGAUAUGGCGUGGGAUUGGAGAGAGGACCGUUUGACAAGAGGACGGCAGACUAUGUUUGGAUGUUGGUAUUUGGUGCCAUUUCACUUUUGGUGAUGGCUGUUGUUCCAUAUUUGUUGUCUCCGUUUAUGGGACCUUCAGUGGUUUUCAUGAUCGUGUAUGUAUGGUCCCGUGAGUUCCCAAAUGCACGUAUCAACAUAUAUGGGCUUGUGUCCUUGAAGGGAUUUUAUCUUCCUUGGGCACUGCUGGGUCUGGAUUUGAUAUUUGGGGAUCCUUUGAAGCCAGACAUUCUAGGGAUGGUUGCAGGACAUAUCUAUUACUUUCUAACCGUGCUUCAUCCUCUUGCUGGUGGAAAAUUCAUGCUCAAGACUCCUCUCUGGGUGCACAAAUUGGUAGCCUUCUGGGGUGAGGGAACCCAAAUCAAUUCCCCGGUGGAACGCAAUCCUCACGCCGGAGUUGCGUUCCAGGGAAGAAGCUUCCGACUCAACGGUCGAACAACCACUCCACCACAAACAACUCAGGAACCUUAUAAUAAUCAGCAGCAGGCAGCAGCUGAUGGAGUUGCAUUCCGUGGAAGAAGCCAGCGCCUCAACGGUCGUUAAUUAGCUAAUCAUCUAGCCAGCGCCUACUCACAUAUGAUAUAUCAUCUAUGAAAUAUUUCUAUUUUCUAAUCAACGUUGUGUACGUACCUUUGCACAUUUGGACCCUUUUCUAUUCGGUU